UUUAUUUUAUUACCCCCAAGUCAUUGCUGAAAUGGUCACAGGUUAUGGGCCCAGUCCACCAAGAAACCAGUGGAAGAAGUGAUUUUUGAUGGGGAUGAACGAAAAUUUGAGAUAUGGGAAACAAAGAUUUUAGGUUACAUCAUAGUCAUAAGAAAAAGAGAUAGUCUGGGUACCCGGGCCGUUUAUUUACGUUUGUUUUGUUUUACGGCGCAAUGAUGAAAUUAUUGCGCCGAGACAAAUUGAGACAAAUUUGGUCUUCCGAAGAUUGCGGACGCUUUUCUGUAACGGAAAAUUUGUAAAACUUAAAAACCAUGAAGGAUUUCUGAACCUGAUCCUGAUUAUCAUUUAUCUUGCGAAAAAUUGCAUGUGACGAUAGAAGUAAUUGGAUUUGGUCAGUUUUCAGCAAACAAUCAUGGCAGAAAUAAGAAUUAGUGAGAAUGAACGUAACGAAAAUCGGAAUAUUAAUGAUGUGGAUGAAAACGAAAGUCAUGAAAACGAAGAUCAGGCGCUAUCAUACUGCGAAAGGUGUGGAAAAAGAUGCAAGUCUGCCCGUGGGGUCCUGCAACAUCUACGUUUCUGUAAAUCAAACGAGGUGAAUGAAGACGAAGUUAGUCAACCUCCACCACAAGCUCCAAACAACUCGUUAGCAGUGGCAGACCAGCGAAACAAUUUCGAGAUUACUGAAAAAUUCUAUUGGGGAGAUGUGAGAGGAAGCAUUGCUAAAGAAAACCUUAAAACGUGUUAUGAGAAAAUCGUGUAUUGGAGACGCAACUUGUUCAUGUUGCCAAACGGUGCGGUCGGUAAAUCGUUCAUUCGUGAAAUCAACCGAUUGUUAAACUCCUGGUGUGAGAAUAGUCCACUAAAAGAAUGUGUAAUGACAGCUAUACACGUUAUGCCAGCAUUGCUGUUACAAAAACCAACAAAGACCUCAAAAAGUCGUGAUCACGUCAAUGCUCUUGAGCGGAGGUUAGUAUACUGGCGAAAUGGAGACUUUCUAAAGCUACUUGCUGAGGCAGCGGCUAUACAGUCAAGAAUGUCAAGCAAAAACACAAAAAGGGACAUCAACACUAUAUCUCGGAGGUUUAAAGAUUUAAUGCAGAAAGGUAACGUUAAUGGAGCGAUUAAACUGAUAACGAACAACAUGACAGGUGGGGUAUUGCCAUUAAAUAAUCAGACUAUCGAUCUGCUACGGAUGAAACAUCCCGAAGCAAAAGAGGCUGACGAAGACGCGAUAAUGCAAGGACCAACGAAAACAGUCGAGCCGAUUAUCUAUGACGUGAUAGAUGAAGCCAUGGUUUUAAAAGCUGCACUAUUGACGAAAGGUGGUGCAGGACCCUCUGGUAUAGACGCCGAUGGCUGGAGAAAGAUCCUCACAUCCAAAAUGUAUGGUGAAGGUGGAAAAGAUCUUCGAACUGCAUUUGCAAAUGUAGUCAAGAAGAUGUGUAUUGAAGAAUUUGAUGAUGGUACAUUGGAAGCUUUGUUAGCAUCAAGACUUGUACCAUUAGACAAAAACCCAGGUCUAAGGCCAAUUGGAGUUGGAGAAGUUUUGAGGCGAAUUGCGGGGAAAAUUGUUAUGAGUGUUGUUAAACAAGAUGUCGUUGGUGCAUCAUCUAAAUCUCAAAUGUGUGGACAAAAAGCAGGCAGUGAAGCAGCAAUCCACGCAAUGAAAGUGAUGUUUGAAGAUGAUAACUCGGAUGCAGUUUUACUUGUAGAUGCAGCGAAUGCUUUUAACAGCUUGAAUAGAUCGGUAUUACUACACAACAUCGGAAUUAUCUGUCCUGAAAUAUCGACUUUUGUAAAAAAUUGCUAUACGCGACCAGCACGACUCUUCGUCAUUGGAGGUGCUGAAUUGCUAUCUAAAGAAGGUACAACACAAGGCGACCCUGUUGGUAUGGCGAUAUAUGCAAUAGGAAUUACACCCCUUCUCGAUUCUCUGGUGUAUCUCAUUGGUACAGAUCAUAACAAGACAGUGGCCUUUGCUGAUGACCUCACCGCAUCUGGCAAUCUUGAGUCAAUACGAAAAUGGUGGGACAAUCUGACGCGAAUCGGUCCCAGUUUUGGAUACUUCCCACAACCAGUAAAAUCUUGGCUGAUCGUGAAAUCAAGUAAACUUGAACAAGCCAGAAAGCAGUUCGAAGGUACAUGCAUUCAAAUUACUGUUGAGGGUGAAAGACACCUGGGUGCUGUAAUAGGAAGCGUUGAAUACAAAGAGACGUAUGUAAAAGCGAUGGUGACCAAAUGGGUCAGGGAGAUCAAUCUACUGUCAGACAUAGCAGUAACGCAACCUCAAGCUGCAUACAUGUGCUUUGUAGAUGGCUACAAGAACAAAUUUACAUACUUUCUAAGAACGAUCUUUGGCAUAGAAGAGUUCCUGACACCUCUCGAUGAAGUUAUUCGACACAAGUUUAUCCCUGCGGUAACUGGUGGUCACAUCGUUAACGAUAACGAAAGGAAACUUUUAGCACUCCCUCCGAGGCUUGGUGGAUUGGGAAUAGAUGUGUUUUGUAAAAAUGCAACGAUCGAGUAUGAGAACUCGAGAAACAUGACAGCCUCGCUGAGAAGUCAAAUUCUCAUGGUGAACAAUGAAGAAGGUGACAAGUCCAAACAACAAAUUCAAUCAGAACGACGCAGACGCUAUCAACAAGAUCUUGAAGCAUUGCGAGCUGAGAUGACAGACGAGGAGAAACGAAUCAAUGAAUCUAAUAUGCGAACGGGAGUCUCAAAUUGGUUGACAACGCUUCCACUUAUAGAGUGGGGGUACGAUUUGACAAAGCAACAGUUCUGGGAUGCAAUCAAGAUUCGAUACAACUGGCAACUGGAACGAUUGCCCUCCAACUGCAUAUGUGGUGUUCGGUUUGAUUUAAGCCAUGCAUUGUCAUGUAAAAAGGGUGGACUAGUCACACUUCGACACAACGAGAUUCGCAACAUAACUGCAGACCUUCUCAAGGAAGUAUGUAAAGAUGUAAGAGUAGAGCCGAGUCUUCUUGAAAUCAAUGGCGAAAGAUUCCAACAACGCAUGGCAAACGACGGAAAUGAAUCAAGACUGGAUGUGAGUGCACGCAGUUUCUGGAUUCCUGACCAAAGAGUAUUUUUAGACAUAAGGGUAUUCAAUGCCUACGCUCAGAGAUACAGGAAUAUGGAAAUAAGCAGAACCUUCCAGAAAAACGAAACGGAAAAGAAGAAGCAGUAUAACGAGCGCGUACUUCAAGUGGAGAAUGGUUCCUUUACACCUCUUGUAUUCGCGACAAAUGGUGCGAUGGGCGAUGAGUGCAAAGCCUUUUUUAAACGCUUAGUCGAUAUGAUUGCUGAAAAACGGUCCAUUCCGGUAUCUUUAGCGACGAAUGUCAUACGAAAAAAGAUAUGUUUCUCGUUGCUACGGUCGACAAUUCGAUGUGUUCGGGGUUCUAGAUCGACGCUAGAUAGGGAUAUUAAUCUCAAUGACUUUGCGUUGGCGAAUAGAGCUUCAAUUUACGAUUGCAUCUAAAUGUACUGUUAAAUCAAUAUUAGUUAUAUGUCGUUUCGUAUCGUAAUGUCACCCUUUCAAUGUUCAAAGUGUUAUCUUUCCAUGUAUAAUGUCUUUAGUCAUUUGUGUUUUAUAUUGUAAAUUCUAGGUUGGUUUAUGUUAAUAUAUUAUUAAUUGGUUUAUUAAAAAAAAAAAAAAAAAAAAAAAAAAAUGAUGAAAUUAUUGGGGUGGCCGGAGCAACCAAAGUUGGUUGAUCAAGUAAUGAAAGUUAUUGAAAGAGUGAUUGAUAAGUUACUUAGAGAAAGAAUUGAUAUAGAUAAGAUGCAAUUUGGUUUUGUUCUAUGGCGUGGCACUACAGAUGCAAUAUUUUUACUCAGACAGCUUCAAGAAAAGUACUUAGGAAAGAGAAAGAAUCUCUAUUUUGCCUUUGUAGAUUUAGAGAAAGCUUUUGAUAGAGUGUCACGUAAAGUUAUUUGGUGGGCUAUGAGAAAAAUAGGUGUGGAUGAGUGGCUAGUUACGAUAGUACAGUCUAUGUACAGCAAUGCUUAAAGUCGUGUCAGGAUUAACGAUUCACUUAGUGAUGAAUUUAGUGUAAAUGUUGGUGUACAUCAGGGUUCUGUACUUAGUCUUUUGUUGUUUGUUCUAGUCUUGCGCUGUCGAUGGAGUUCAGAACAGGUUGUCCAUGGGAGUUAUUGUAUGCAGAUAAUUUGGUUCUCAUAGCAGAGUCGAUGGAAGAAUUAGUUGAAAAGUUUGAAAAGUGGAAGAAAGGACUAGAAGAGGGCUAAGGGUGAACACAGCAAAGUCUAAAUACAGAACCCUGAUGUACACCAACAUUUACACUAAAUUCAUCACUAAGUGAAUCGUUAAUCCUGACACGACUUUAAGCAUUGCUGUACAUAGACUGUACUAUCGUAACUAGCCACUCAUCCACACCUAUUUUUCUCAUAGCCCACCAAAUAACUUUACGUGACACUCUAUCAAAAGCUUUCUCUAAAUCUACAAAGGCAAAAUAGAGAUUCUUUCUCUUUCCUAAGUACUUUUCUUGAAGCUGUCUGAGUAAAAAUAUUGCAUCUGCAGUGCCACGCCAUAGAACAAAACCAAAUUGCAUCUUAUCUAUAUCAAUUCUUUCUCUAAGUAACUUAUCAAUCACUCUUUCAAAAACUUUCGUUACUUAAUCAACUAACUUCAAACCUCUAUAGUUACCUCUUUCUAAUGCAUCACCCUUGCCCUUGAAACAAUUCACUAUUACACUCGACUGCCACUCACUCGGAAUAGCACCAUCCUUUAUAAUUUGAUUAGCAAAACUUGUAAUAAGCUCAGCUCCAAUAUAUCCAGAUGCUUUUACCAUCUCUGCAACAAUACCUGAUACUCCUGCAGACUUGCCAAUCUUCAAUUUCCUAAUAGCCUCCACUACCCAUUAUGUCUUGAUCUGCAUAGCUGACCCUUCUACAACAUCAUCAUCAGACAAAUUAUCCUCAUCGCAAUCAAACUCAGUGUUAAGCAACCUCUGAUAAUAGUUCUUCCAAGCUACCUUUUUCUCCUCCUUUGUGCUAGCCAAAACACUUUCAUCAUUACGUAUACACUUCUCACCUACAACAUCUUGAUUAGUCUUCUUCAUUUGCUUUGCUAUCUUGAAUACCUCAUUGCGCUGGUCUUCCCUUCUUAACACAUCUGUAAAUCUGUUUCUCUCUGCUUCUGAUUUUGCCUUAUACACUGCUGUACGAGCACGUC
Messenger RNA from Hydractinia symbiolongicarpus, 5194 nucleotides. RefSeq lists its product as uncharacterized. The coding region runs from base 413 to 3484 and encodes 1023 amino acids. The transcript has 2 exons. Lineage: Eukaryota; Metazoa; Cnidaria; Hydrozoa; Anthoathecata; Hydractiniidae. The record is from RefSeq and is a predicted model, not a curated record.